Molecule: messenger RNA, 2312 nt
Organism: Cornus florida
Lineage: Eukaryota; Viridiplantae; Streptophyta; Magnoliopsida; Cornales; Cornaceae
Product: BTB/POZ domain-containing protein At2g24240-like
Exons: 1
Coding region: 759-2096 (445 amino acids)
Biological process (GO): protein homooligomerization
Molecular function (GO): protein binding
Source: RefSeq, a predicted model, not a curated record
AAAAGGCAGAGGAAGAGAGAGAUAUAAGAUCCAAGCAGAGUCAUUUCUUUUUGAAAUUCAACCGCUCCAAUUUUCCAAUUCCUCUUCACCAAAUUUCACAUGAACAGAAAACCCAUUUCUGAAAUCGUUUAAUCUUUAAUACCCAGAUCGCCUUUUCUCAUGUUUCAUUUGCAUCUGAUCAUCUCCCCAAGUUUUUUGGUUUCUGCAGCAACAAGAAAGCAUCAAUCUUUACCUGUGUUUGCUAAAGCGUUAUCCAUGGUGUUGUAACUCUCUCUCUCUCUUUUUCUCUCUCUUUGUUUUUAAAUUAGUAUAUUUUUUAUCCUGUCAUCAAUCUUUCCUGAUUUAAGUUCUUCCUUGUUCGUUUCAAAUUUUCAAUCCUUAUUAAUAGAUUUUGUUUGUUUUCCAUAAACUUCUCAUACUUAAUAGGAACUAUAAUAAAAUUUCUCCCCUGAAUUCUCUGUAAAUUUAAGGGGAUUUUCCGUUAUUCAAUUUGAAUUCAAUUCCCCUGUUCUCCUGGCCUAGUACCUUCAAAUUCCCAUUUUUAGUUCCUUGUUCGGUUCAAAUUUUCAAUCCAUAUCAGCAGAUUGUGUUUGUUACAAACUCCAUAAACUUCUCAUUCUUAAGAGGACAUACAAUUAUUUUUCUCCUCUCAAUUCUCUGUAAUUUUAAGGGGUUUCUCUGUUUUCAACUUGAAUUGAUUCCCCUGUUCUCCUUCAAAUUCCCAUCUCGGUGAACCCGGUUCCAAAAAAAUCUGAACAAUGGGAAUUCAGAAAGACACUGUGAGAUUCAAUGUUGGUGGCAAGAUCUUCCAAACAACAACCACAACCCUCGCCAAUGCCGGCCGCAAUUCGCUGUUGGGAGCAAUGUUCGACGACAACUGGAACCUACACUCCGAUAACUCCGACGAGUACGUCAUCGAUCGGAACCCGGACUGCUUCGCCGUCCUCCUUGACCUCCUCCGAACAGGGGAGCUCCACAUUCCCUCCCACAUACCCGAAAAACUCGUAUACAGAGAAGCCCUGUUCUAUGGCCUUCUCGACCACGUCCGGUCAUCCAAGUGGGGUCAAUUCGACGGCAACAGACUCCGGCAUUCACAGUCGAUAAUGGGUCGAUCACCUGGGGAUGGGACUGCCAUCCGAGCCGGCCCGGCCGGUGGGUGCUGUGUGGCACAUGGUAGUAUUGUACAUGUGUAUGAUUGGAUGCUAGAAGAACACCCUCCACUCAAUCUCGAUUACCAAAGAGUUAACGACAUCGGUUGGAUUGAUCCGGAGGGGGUGGUGGUCAGCACUUGUGAGCGGCUCAGUCGCGGCGGUGGCGGUGGAGGGAUGGCUCUGUUCAGUGCAUCAACAGGGGAGCUCAGGCACAGGUUUGAAGUGUCACAUGAGAGUCAAGUCAAGAGCUACACUGGUGGCGCUCUGAGUUUUAGCCCAGAUUACAAAAUAUUUUCUAGUUGCAAAGGUAGGAGAAAUGAGUAUGGGAUUGGUGUUUGGGACCAAGAAAGUGGUAGGCAAAUUGAUUUUUACUAUGAACCACCAGAUUGGUCAUUGGGUGAGGCUGACAAGCUUCAGUGGUUACAUGACACCAACUGUUUGAUGGUUUCAACUUUGUAUCCUAGAAAGGACAACUGUUACAUUAGUUUGUUGGACUUCAGAAGUAAAAGCAUGGUUUGGUCUUGGUGUGAUGUGGGGUGUCCGGUGGCCUCCGCGGACGAGAAGCGAGUCCGAGACGCCAUAGCAAUGGAGGAAGCUAAUUCUAUAUGCGUGGUGAAUGAGUAUGAGGAUUUAGGGUUUAUGGAUUUGAGGAGGAAUGUGGGGAGUGUGAGAUGGAGGUCUAGAGGUGGUUUGGUGAAGGGGAAGAUGCCUGAUGAGACUUGUUACCCUAAAUUGGGAUUUCAUGAGGGGCAGCUAUUUUCGUCCAUGAAUGAUAGUAUUUCAGUGUUUUGUGGCCCUGAUUUGGUGUUGACAUCGAGGUUGAGACGGAGCUAUGGAGGUUCAAUUUGUGACUUUUCGAUCGGCGGUGACCGGCUUUUCGCUCUUCAUAGUGAGGAAAAUGUGUUUGAUAUGUGGGAGGCUCCACCUCCACCCAUCGUGUGCUAGUGCUCAAAUGGUGGUCUUGUUUUUGCAGCUGUGUCUUUCAUUUUGAUCAAAAUAGUAUUUUUACUCAUUAUAGAAGAUGAAAAUACAGUUGAUGCUUACAAGUUAGAUAAUGAUAAGAGUGUUGUAAUAUAGACUUGUUUUUGUACAGGGUUUCCUCAUAAAUGAUAAAUGAUAAAAACACUGAUUGCUCAACAAUCAUAAUUUGAAAUCUUAUUU